CACCGCUACUUACAACCCACAACCUACCAUCUAUCUUACCUGACUUCAUCGACAUGGGUCUCUUCGGACGAUCGCACUAUGAUGACCAUCGCGAGUACUCCCACCACCGCCGUCACCACCGCAAGGAUCGCGACCGUGUGGCCGGGGGUUAUAAAGCUGCACUUGCCAAUCCGAACACAACCAAAGAAGGACGCCAGCAUGCGAAGUAUGAGCUCGAGAGGAUGGGCCGAGGAAGGGAGGCGCACGUUCCGCUUAUGACCAAGAUCAAGAGGGCUUUGGGCAUUCGGAGUACGCCCCGUUCGAAACGCCGUCAUGAACACUAUGAGCGCAGCUCCCAUCAUCGGAGGAGGGAAUACCACUGAUGCGUCAGAGGCUGGAUCCUCUAGAUUUUUUCCAUGGACCGCGCGGGAUUGACACCAUACCAAGUUAUGCUAUGAUGUCUGCACAAGCUUGACUGUACUAUAUUAACUUACCC
Molecule: messenger RNA, 475 nt
Organism: Stereum hirsutum FP-91666 SS1
Lineage: Eukaryota; Fungi; Basidiomycota; Agaricomycetes; Russulales; Stereaceae
Exons: 3
Coding region: 54-362 (102 amino acids)
Source: RefSeq, a predicted model, not a curated record